Messenger RNA from Mucor mucedo, 1413 nucleotides. RefSeq names its product transcription factor TFIIH complex subunit Tfb2. Gene Ontology annotation, molecular function: double-stranded DNA binding; ATPase activator activity. The transcript has 11 exons. Bases 1 to 1413 code for a protein of 470 amino acids. Gene Ontology annotation, cellular component: transcription factor TFIIH holo complex; transcription factor TFIIH core complex. Gene Ontology annotation, biological process: nucleotide-excision repair. NCBI's taxonomy places the organism in Eukaryota, Fungi, Mucoromycota, Mucoromycetes, Mucorales, Mucoraceae. The record is from RefSeq and is a predicted model, not a curated record.
AUGUCUGUUGAUAAUUUCAAAACAAACAUCUAUGAAUAUCUGGAAACCCUACCAACAUUCACUUUUAUGCGUUUGUUUGAAAAGCCAGCGACCUGUCUAGCGAUUUUUAGGUUGCUGCCAAGCUUAGGCAGACAGAUAGUUAUGUCUUUGUUGUAUGUUGAGAUGCCCAUGCCGAUAAAUGAUCUUAAUGCUUGGGUGAAUAAGGAUGGACAAAAAAAAUUGGUUGAAUCCUUGCAAAAACUUUCAAGGCUUCGAAUUCUCGAGCAAAAAGAACAAUUGUUGGUGAUGAAUGAUACUUUCAGGCGUGAAUUCCAAAAUGCGCUGACUGGAGGUGGUAUGCAACAAUCAUUUGGAUUACCUUGUUCGGCACCAGAUAAACACGCGGUAGAUAUUGGUUAUUUGGAUCAUUAUGCGACUACACAAUGGGAAGCCAUUCUUCAUUACAUGGUUGGUACUUCACUCACGAAAAAGCCUAGCCGAGGUGUAUUAAAUCUUUUGGAAAGAAGUAAACUUAUGCAAAGCAGUAGCGAGUCAGGACAAUUACAGAUCACAAAUAAGGGGUUUCAAUUUCUCCUUCAAGAUGUCAACACACAAGUAUGGGCAUUUUUAUUACAAUAUUUGGAUAUGGCUGAAGUUUUGCAAAUGGAUCUUGUAGAAGUUUUGAAUUUUCUUUUCCAGCUUGGAUCAUUGGAAUUGGGAGAGAAUUAUUCCGUCGAAACAUUAACACAAACCCAACUUCAAAUGUUAGAAGAUUUACGUGAUUACGGCAUCGUAUACCAAAGAAAGAAAGUAUCCAAGAGAUACUACCCCACUAGAUUAGCCACCACAUUGACCUCAGGAAAUGCAGCACUUGCAGGCGUUGUUCUCAAACAUGGCAAUGCUGCAGAAGAGCCUCGUAAAGAAGUGGCCGUUACCGAUGUAGGACAAGUAGAUCAGGGAUUUGUUAUUUUAGAAACCAAUUACAAACUUUAUGCAUAUACGGAUUCACCACUUCAAAUUGCAGUAUUAAAUCUAUUUGUGCAACUUCAAUCACGAUUUAGAAAUAUGGUAACGGGUGUCAUUACAAGAGAUAGUAUCCGAAAUGCUUUAAUAAAGGGAAUUACGGCUGAACAGAUUAUUUAUUAUAUGCAAUCACAUGCCCAUUCCCAGAUGCGAAAAAAGAUACCUAUUCUACCCUUGACUGUCGUAGAUCAAAUCAGAUUAUGGGAAAUGGAAAGAAAUCGUUUAAAACCAACUGCAUCUUAUCUAUAUCACGAGUUCAAUGUGCAAGCAGACUUUGACGCUGCUGAAAAAUAUGCAAAAGAUUUGGGUGUUUGUUUGUGGUCUAGUUCAACCAAACGUACUAUGGUCAUCUCCGAAGCCGGUCAUGAUAAUGUGAAAGGAUUUGUCAAGCGAAGACUACUUAGAAACUAA